AUGGGAGACUUCUCUGCGGACUCAAUUACAGGACCACUGGGGACUCACUCGAGUCAGUGUUUAGUGCCCUCAGACUUAAACGCCGAGAUUGAUGCAAUCUGGCCGGAGCUUCAACGUGUCUUUUGUGAUCUUCGUGCCAUCAGCAGUCCUGGCACGGAGGAAACGAUCGUGAAUGAUGAAGACCAAGAUGAAGUCUCUAGAAUUGAGGCGUUGGCUGCCCCUACUUCGCCCAAGCCGAUCUUGCAAGUCAUUCAUCAAGCCUGGGAAAUAUUCGACAGGCGUAUUCGGACCAAUCACCCUCUUUUCGUGGGGUUCAUUCCUUUCACUGCCAUGCAGUUGAGCUGGUUGGGUGACACUAUCGUGUCGGCAUUUAACGCACAUGUCGGGGGUAGAGUGGCUGGCUCCGGUCCGUGUGCAAUAGAACGCGCUCUGAUAGAGUGGCUUGCAUCGAGGAUCGGGUUGCCUCCUUCUGCCGGUGGGAUCUUCGUGUCCGGCGGCUCCGUUGCGAACCUGUCAGCGAUGGUUGUGGCUCGAGAUGACUUACUUACGCAUGAGGACUUUUCUCGAGGGAUCAUCUAUACAAGCGAUCAAGCUCACUACUCGGUCAGCAAGGCAGCUAGAAUUAUAGGGUUCCCUAGAGAUAGAUUGCGAACCAUCCCGUCCGAUUCCUCCUUUAGAAUGCACGUUUCCACGCUGAAGACCAUGAUCACCGAGGAGCGAAAGAAGGGAAUGAUUCCAUUCUUGGUGCUGGCCACUUUUGGCAGUACCAAUACAGGUACUAUCGACCCUAUCGCCGAACUCGCAGAGGUAGCUCGCAACGAACGCCUGUGGCUGCAUGUUGAUGGCGCCUACGGCGCGUCCGCUGCGCUGUUACGCACUCGUCCGGGCCUGGCGGACGAUUUGCGACAUGCGCAUAGCCUCUCCUGGGAUGCUCAUAAAUGGCUAUUCCAGACAUACGGCUUCGGCAUGCUCUUUGUCAAGGAGAAAUUGCAACAUUUACAUGAAUUGAUAUUGAUAAGCCGGACUUGCAUUAAUAUCAAUCCCACAUGGCCCUUCCGGUAA
Messenger RNA from Aspergillus thermomutatus, 1062 nucleotides. Its product is annotated as pyridoxal phosphate-dependent decarboxylase family protein. The transcript has a single exon. Bases 1 to 1062 code for a protein of 353 amino acids. The record is from RefSeq and is a predicted model, not a curated record. Gene Ontology annotation, molecular function: carbon-carbon lyase activity; pyridoxal phosphate binding. NCBI's taxonomy places the organism in Eukaryota, Fungi, Ascomycota, Eurotiomycetes, Eurotiales, Aspergillaceae. Gene Ontology annotation, biological process: carboxylic acid metabolic process.